Messenger RNA from Melopsittacus undulatus (budgerigar), 711 nucleotides. RefSeq names its product T-box transcription factor TBX10-like. The record is from RefSeq and is a predicted model, not a curated record. The transcript is spliced from 5 exons. The coding region runs from base 70 to 711 and encodes 213 amino acids. Gene Ontology annotation, biological process: positive regulation of DNA-templated transcription; cell fate specification; regulation of transcription by RNA polymerase II. Lineage: Eukaryota; Metazoa; Chordata; Aves; Psittaciformes; Psittaculidae. Gene Ontology annotation, cellular component: nucleus. Gene Ontology annotation, molecular function: RNA polymerase II cis-regulatory region sequence-specific DNA binding; DNA-binding transcription factor activity, RNA polymerase II-specific.
CAUCACCCCCUUUAUCCCCCCACAGCCUUCCUGGGGGGUGCGGACGAGGGCCCCCCAUGUACCCCCACUAUGGGGUGGGCAGCAGAGGGGCCGGGGACCAGCGGCAAGAACCGGCGCGUGUCCCAAGCUAUGGCAAGGCUGGAGAUGGGAAACCUAUGGCAGGAGUUCAACCGCUUGGGUACCGAGAUGAUCGUCACCAAGGCAGGGAGGAGGAUGUUCCCAACCUUCCAAGUGAAGCUGUCGGGGCUGGACCCACUCUCUGACUAUGUCCUGCUCAUGGACUUCAUCCCGUUGGAUGACAAGAGAUACAGGUACGCCUUCCACAGCUCCUCCUGGCUGGCAGCAGGACGGGCAGAGCCAGCAGCCCCCGGACGGGUUCACUUCCAUCCGGAUUCCCCAGCCAAGGGAUCCCAAUGGAUGCGGCAGAUUGUGUCCUUUGACAAGCUCAAGCUGACCAACAACGUCCUGGAUGACAAUGGGCACAUCAUCCUGAGCUCCAUGCACCGGUACCAGCCCCGGUUCCAUGUGGUGCUGCUGGAUCCGCAGCAGGACAGUGAACGCUUCGCACACAACAACUUCAAGUCCUUCAGCUUCCCCGAGACCCAGUUCAUGGCAGUGACCGCGUACCAGAACCACCGGAUCACCCAGUUGAAGAUUGCCAGCAACCCCUUUGCCAAAGGGUUUCGGGAUGGGGACACUGAGGCAUGGUAA